Molecule: messenger RNA, 1063 nt
Organism: Solanum dulcamara
Lineage: Eukaryota; Viridiplantae; Streptophyta; Magnoliopsida; Solanales; Solanaceae
Product: ribonuclease-like storage protein
Exons: 3
Coding region: 38-865 (275 amino acids)
Biological process (GO): RNA catabolic process
Cellular component (GO): extracellular region
Molecular function (GO): RNA binding; ribonuclease T2 activity
Source: RefSeq, a predicted model, not a curated record
CACUCCAUUUUCUACAAUCAACUCAACUCAACCCAACAUGAAGAAGAUGGAACUUCCCUUCUUUUUUCUUGUUCUCAUUUUGCUACUUGAAAUAACAUUUUCUGUUGAGUCUCAAAAUCCAGCACUCUUGAAGUAUGUGCUUCAAUGGCCACCUACUUUCUGUAUUCAAUUGAAUCACGAAGAAGAAGGUUGGUGCAAAGUACCAAUUCCUCAACAUCAAUUCACACUGCAUGGCCUUAUGCCAGCAGAUGAAGAAGGAUUUAGCAUUAAAUAUUGCUCGAACACAGAGCCAAAUUGGAAUGCGCUGUUUGAACCAAUCAGAGAUAAACUCGUAACAUUCUGGCCAUCGCUUAGAGAAGAUUAUGAUGAGACGGAGUUCUGGAAGCGCCAGUGGCGAGCCCAUGGAUCGUGUGCAAGAACAACACCUGAAGAGUACUUCCACACAGCAAUACAUAUCAAUCACUUGCCUGAACAUGGCAACUUGUUCAAUUACUUGAUAAAAAGAGGGAUUUUUCCAAGUGAUAAUAGGGCUUAUCGAAAAGAAGAUAUUGUUGAGGCUAUCCAAAGUGUCUUUGAUGAAUUUCCUUCUCUAAUUCGUCAACGUUCUCCCCCUCGUCCUUCUUCUGGAUCACCAUCGCGUAAUAUUUACCUCUCUUGUGUUCCAACAAAUCAUGGAAUCAAUGGUUACUUAUUGAGUGAGGUUACCUUGUGCACUAAUCUAGAGGGCACUGAAUACAUUUCAUGUCCAUUAGAAGCUGAUCCAGCAAGUUGCCCUGAUGAAAUUAUGCUCCCUCUUCCAAAUGAUCAAAUACGGCCGUAUCUGCCGCUGAUGGAUAAAUGGAAGAAACCAAUGGGAAAUAUAUGAAUAUAUCCCCCAUUUGAUAAUCAUGAGUUGAAUAAAAUAUUCAAUGGCUGAGAUUAAUUCUCACUUUUGAAUUAUUAUUAUUGUUGUUAUUAAAAAGAGAGUAUGGAAUAUGUUGUAACACAUGACGUGUGAAAUUAAUGCAUAGUUAUAUAUGCAGUACUAUAUUGAAUAAAACGUUUAUUCUACUCUCUUAUUUGA